Phodopus roborovskii (desert hamster) is the source of this 2512-nucleotide messenger RNA. It is a transcript of the gene Ms4a1, whose product is annotated as membrane spanning 4-domains A1. The transcript has 7 exons. Bases 168 to 1061 code for a protein of 297 amino acids. The record is from RefSeq and is a predicted model, not a curated record. Gene Ontology annotation, biological process: cell surface receptor signaling pathway. Gene Ontology annotation, cellular component: plasma membrane; external side of plasma membrane. NCBI's taxonomy places the organism in Eukaryota, Metazoa, Chordata, Mammalia, Rodentia, Cricetidae.
AGGUAGCAGAAGCUGCCAAUUUCCUGUCACCUGGUGUCAAUCAGAGGUACUAGCCCCAGGCCUGGUCUAUCUCACUCAUCUUCAAAACUUGAGAUAGGAGAAGUAGCCAGCUGAUCCCAGCAGUGUCAAGGCUUGAACCCUUGGAGACCCAGGAGUUUGAGAACACAAUGACAACACCCAGAAACUCAGUGAGUGGAACUUUCCCAGUAGAGUCUACCAGAGGCCCUCUUGCCAUGCAACCUUCUCAAAAAGUAAACCUCAGGAGGACAUCUUCGCUGGUGGGCCCAACACAAAGCUUUUUCAUGAGGGAAUCGAAGGCUUUGGGGGCUGUCCAGAUCAUGAAUGGCCUCUUCCAUAUUUCCCUGGGAGGACUUCUGAUGAUCCCCGCAGGAGUCUUUGCACCCAUCAGUAUGAGUGUAUGGUACCCUCUCUGGGGAGGCAUUAUGUAUAUUAUUUCAGGAUCACUCCUGGCAGCAGCAGCAGAGAAAACCUCCAGAAAGAGUUUGGUCAAAGCCAAAGUGAUAAUGAGCUCUCUGAGCCUCUUCACUGCCAUUUCUGGAAUAAUUCUUUCAAUCAUGGACAUACUGAACAUUACAGUUUCUCACUUUCUAAAAAUGGAACGUCAGAUCCUUAGUAAAACUCCCAGCCUGUAUGUUGAUAUCUAUAACUGUGAGCCAUCUAAUUCCUCAGUGAAAAACUCUCCAUCUACACAAUACUGUUACAGCAUGCAGGCUGUGUUCUUGGGCAUUUUGUCAGUGAUGCUGAUCUUUGCCUUCUUCCAGAAACUUGUGACAGCUGGCGUUGUGGAAAAUGACUGGAAAAGAAUGUGCUCCAGACCCAAAUCUAAUGUGGUUCUACUGUCAGCUGGAGAAAAAAAAGAAAAGAUGACUAAAAUGAAAGAAGAAAUCGUUGAGCUAAGUGGAGUAUCUUCCCAACCAAAGAACGAAGAAGAAAUUGAAAUUAUUCCAGUGCAAGAAGAAGAAGAAGAAACAGAAAUUAACUUUCCAGAACCUCCCCAGGAACAAGAAUCCUUGCCAGUGGAAAAUGAGAUCUCUCCUUAAACUCUUCUCUUUUAUGAGCAGUGUUGUUUAGAGAGCUCCCGGAACACAUAGUUACCCCCAUUUCUUGGUCUUCCAUAACUACUCUCCACAUUUCCACAGCUUAUCUUUGCAUAGAGAAGCCACAUCUAGUUCUCCUUCACAUUUGGAGAAUGUAGCAAUUGUAGCAGAUUAAAUUGUUCCUUGCUUUGGAGUCUUACAUCAGCAGAAACACUGCAGGAUACAAUUCUCAUUCACCUUUUUCUUGGACAGGCAUUUUAGUAGAGAUAGUACUUUUUUCCCAUGUUUUCCAUCAGCAACUGUAGCUGUGGGAAAAGACAAAAGACUGUUCAUCCAUCUUUGAAUUCUUUGACUACUUCCUGGUCUACAUUUAUAGGGGAGUCCUUUUUGUGCUUUUGUUUUAAGGAAAGUAGAAAUAAUAACAAAAGGGAACAAGACACCCAUUUUUCCAGGGGAGCAGUCACUGUGGCUUGUUCAAGUUUCUGUAUCCCAAUUAGAAAGCUGUGAAAGGCAAUGACUAACCAUGUCUCUGUAUAAACAACAUAGUUUAUACAUAAGCAAGUCUCUGUGUCUUAACUUUGUCCAACUCCUGUUCUUUACCUCCUUGUAUUCUUUAGUCAAGAGAAGAAAGAAUGAUGGGAUGAAAUGGGUACCCAAAUUUCAAACUAUAUGCAACACCUAUGCUUACAGGAUACUUUCCAAGGGGCAGGAUAGUUUAUGAAAUAGUUUCAUUUGAUCUUCCAUGACCAUGAAAGGAUCCCUAUAACUAUUUUGCAAUAAAAUUGAAAGUAGGAAGCAAGCCAAAGUAUACUGUAAUGAUCAUGCAUAGUAGUUGUGGGCUCUUGACUCAGACCCAGUUCUUCAACUCCUGGUGAUGUUUGAAAUGAGCCAAUUAUCUAUACCCAAUGUCUGCAUAAACUGGAUCAAGAGCCUACUCUGACUAUGAGCAAUGUGUUGAGUCACAGAAAAAUCAGAAUUGGACUUGACACCACCAUGUGAAUGAAAACAACUAGAAACUUACAACCUUCAAAAAACUAGUCGAUGUAUAAAUAUGCAGUUAGCUGGUAAGUUGUAAGAUGCAGAUAGUAAUCACUAUAAAUGACUUCAGAAAGAUAAGUCUUAAAAACAAUAUAGUUAAGAUGCCAAAGCUCAGGCCACCCUACUUUUCCAUCCCUUGCUCAUGUGCAGAGAGGCUAGCACCUGACUUGAAACACUGUUAGCCUAAGAAGAUUUCACCAUAACCUAUCAAUCAGAUACCAUGAUCAGCCUGCCUCAAGGCAUGUUGGGUAUAUGAACAACUUAAGUAAUACUCCUUGGGAUAGUUCAGUUUUAUUAGAGGUUACUGGUGGGAAGUAUUUCCUGUAAUUACAAAGAAAAUGGAAGUAGAAAUUUUCCCCUCAUGAAGUCUUCAAAACAAACUCUAAAUGAAUAAAACUGUGUGUUCAUGACUGAAA